Molecule: messenger RNA, 2146 nt
Organism: Suillus bovinus
Lineage: Eukaryota; Fungi; Basidiomycota; Agaricomycetes; Boletales; Suillaceae
Exons: 3
Coding region: 194-1933 (579 amino acids)
Source: RefSeq, a predicted model, not a curated record
UAUUUCGGAACAAGCGCUGAACUAGCGAUAUGCAUGGAUAGCCAAGAUAAGAAUUCUGGAUAGCUGCCUAGUACAGCUUCUUGGCAGCAACAUCCUUAAGAACAGUCUUCUUGAAUCCCUCUGCGCUUUCGAACGGCUACCAAAGACGUGCUAUCAAGUGCACUCUGCCCUAUUGACGGAAGUCAACUUGCCCAUGCACGAUAUAAAUAGGAUCCUAUUUUUCUUACUCCUGCUCCCAUUUCUCAAAGGGACAUACGCCAGCAACAUCAAUAUUACCGAUUGUUUUGUCAAUUUCAGGUCUAAUGCGAACCAAAGCCUCGAUCCGUCAGGAUUGGUGAAUGGCAAUGGCGGAAAUGUCUUAUCCUCGGACAUCAUGUCCGCAGUUGGAUUCACGUACGAGACGUGUCUCUCGCAGUGCGGCUCUGGAACACAGAAUCCCACCUGGGCAAACAUAUCACAACAGUUCGGUGCCUGGCUAUUGCCUUACCUUGCGCUCAUUUCUCAGUUGCCUUUCGGUGCCAGACAUAGAGUUGACAAUCUCAUGUCUGCCAUCCUCACAGUCGGAUCACCGGUUCUCGCUGGUUACUCGAUGAUCCUCACCAUUCUCAACGCCAACUGGAUCAGUCGUCGGUUCGAAGACAUAUCCUUCCCUAAUACUAAAGACGCUGUCCGUAUCCUUAUAAGCCUUCAGCAAAGUCCACUGAGAAUAACAAAUGAGGACUCGCUGCUGAGCUCUCUCGUUGUCCUGCCACAGAAUGAUGAGUGGUGGCCGACCAUUGCCGAGUUUCUCGACUACACUCAUACCUGGUCCAUCGCAUCUGUGACAUCCAUUGGGUGGGUUGUUAUCGCCUACCUGCUGACGGUCGCCAGCUCGCUAUCGGACGUGCCCUCCAACAUCAAUUCCAACGGUCAAGGGACGGGAUCGGUGUGGUUGUGGCUCAUUCCAAUCGUUAUAGGUUGGCUGCAGCUGUCCCCGAAGUGCGAUUAUGCACGCGUUAGAAAGGCCAUGGACAACGCAGAUGCGAUGGCAUUUGUAGCCACCGAUCAUGAAUAUGUCGUAAAGGCAUCAAAUCUUUCGGAAAAGCGAGCAGUGUCCAUCGAUACCAACAUGGAAAAUCCUUCGUCUCCCGACGAAAUGUUGACUCCGCCCGUUUAUAACUAUGCCAGAGCCAUUUCAUGGUCUCGGUCGGCAGAGGACGUUUUCGAUGCUUUUCGAAUAGCCUCUAGCAAUGCCAGAAUACACAGGCCGGUCAUGAUCGGUGCGACAUGGAUGAACACGAAUAAGAGGAAUUUUAUUGAGCCCAGCAACAGGGAAGGAAACGCAUCCGAAGUCAAUGCUUACUGCAGACUUCCUCGAUAUGCGGUACGGAGCGCCUGGGCGACAGGGAUGUUCUAUCGCAUGUUCGUGGCCUCACUGCUGCCUCUAGCUUUGCAAUGGGCAACAACUGGAUCUGCAGUACUAGUUGUGUAUUUGACACCGACUGUGGGUCUUGGUUGCAGAUCUCUCGGUUACCUCAUCUAUGGCGCACUUGCGACGAUAGUAUGGGCGAUGCUCGUUAUGUCGAGCAUUCUGUCGCACUACGCAUUCUCGUGUGCAGACAGACCCGGGAGUUCUUCCUCAUACACUGUUAUCCGUCUCGCAAAGGUAGCAUCUAAUCUUUUGAGGUGGGGAGGGAAAUUGGUGGCAAUCGUCAAUGCACUCUGGAUAAUUGCGGCGGGGAUGCUGCAGUUUACGAGUAUCUAUGAUAAUUGUUACUGCAACUCGAGUGUGUUGGGGAGAGGGGCCCAGUAUGCAUAUGACAUUGUCCUGCUCGAUGGUGUAGAUUUAAAUCCGACCAAAGCCGCUUGGUUCGGAGCGUUGGCUUUGGCUGGGACUACCUGCUUGGGAUUCAUCUUUUACAUGAGUCUAUUAACUGAUCUUGUACCUAUAUAAGGUCUCCGGCGACAAUAUACUACACUAUACUUUCGUACCCAUAACGGUUCAUUCCAUGAGUUGAGAAUCAAAAUGCAUGAUUAGCAGCAUCUACCACCAGUAAUAUCGCUAGGAGUGUAAUAGUGAGGUCCGCGAAAAGUCCGUGAUAAUUCCCCUACAAAUAUCCAUGUCCACUGGUGAUCAAUCAAAAAAAUGAACGACCACAGCAGUAGU